This is a messenger RNA of Acanthopagrus latus (yellowfin seabream), 1679 nucleotides long. It is a transcript of the gene fam89b, whose product is annotated as family with sequence similarity 89 member B. The transcript has 2 exons. The coding region runs from base 209 to 748 and encodes 179 amino acids. Lineage: Eukaryota; Metazoa; Chordata; Actinopteri; Spariformes; Sparidae. The record is from RefSeq and is a predicted model, not a curated record.
GCAGCUCGGGACAGACCGCCGCUGCCGCCGUUCACGUCCUCAGACCUGAGCAGCGUUACUGACCCGCUGCUGUGUUAGUGAAGCUGAUCUCCAGGAGUCUGGACCGGCUGAGUUCUGCUGCAGUGACAAGAAUCAGCACCUUUUGGUGAUGGUGAGACGCGCGUGACGCACCGGACUCCCUCGCGUCUCCUUCAGCGGCUCGGUGGUGAUGAACGGGGGUCGGUGCGGCGCGGCGGAGCGUCCGGUGGGCGGUGUCCUGUCGGCGGAGGGGCUGCCGCCGCUGCCCAAAGGCCUGAGCGGCAUCCUGAACUCCAGCGGCGGAUCGUGGCGGGACAUCGAGAAGGUGCACAGCACGAGAGCGCGCAUCCAGGCCGACAUCAGCCGGGGCGGCGGGGACGCGCAGCGCGGCCACAGCAAACCGUGUGGACUGGACGCGGCGCUGGCGCUGCUGCGGAAAGAGAUGGUCGGCCUGCGGCAGCUCGACAUGUCUCUGUUGUGCCAGCUGUGGUCUCUCCGCGAGGCCAUCCAGGAGUACAAGGGCUCCACGCUGCUGUCUGACGCCUCCUUCUCUGCUGAUAAUGGAUACUCUGAGGAGGAGGAUGAUGAAGUAGAAGAGGAGGAAGAGGAGGAGGAGGAGGAGACGGGAGCUGUCUCACAGCCCUCUUCCUCCUCUUCGUCCUUGUCUCUGCCUCCACCCGGCGGUAACUCCAGGGACCAGUGGAUCAAGGACUCCUUUCAGAUUCCCUAAUAAAGACGCACGACAUCUCACUCACGUCUCGCUGUAUUUAACUUCAUCCACACUGUUUUGCCUCUUCUGUCAGACGAGAAUGACUUUAUCUGGUGUUUCACUGCUGCUGGAGGUGUCUGACAUCACACACGUGGCCUUUGUGUUGUGACGUACGCUUGUUGUAUUUGGCUGCACUGCUUCUAAAUAUCAGGUUUGAUAUUCAGCUUCAGCCGUCUGAUAGGACGAUGGAGCCUGAAGUGCCUCAUCAGGGACUCUUCAGUCAUCUCAAGUGAUUCAACAGUCUGGAUUCAUGGAGACGGAUCGUAGUUUUUACUCUCUGUUGUUCCACUUGCUGUUGUGUCACGAUUGGUUUGUCCUGUGAAGUUUCAGGGUUUUCCAUGCAAACAGGGUCAAAAACUGAAUCUGACAAGGUAAAAGUAUCUCCAGUGAUGCUCGAGAUUAAAAGAAUAUUGUGUAUUUGAACCCCCGUCCCACAGUUUAUCAAAAUGACUCUGAUAUCCAGCUGUUGACUUUCUGAUUAACUCACACUUCCUGCUGAAUUUGCAGUUUACAGCAUCUGCUGAUGUUAAAAUCGAUUGAAACAGAGACAUAAAUCCAGACUGAGUGACACCAGAUCUUAUCAGCUCUCUGCUCUUCAUUGUGCAAUCUUCAUGCUGCUACAUGCUGCUACAUGCUGCUACAUGCUGCUUGGCAUUAAAAUUAAACAGUUGGUGUUUCAGAGCAAUAUUGUGACAUCUCUGACUACAAGCGUGGGAUGAAAACAGCUCUCAGAUUCUGCAGGCUCUGUUUUUUUAAGCUGAAUAAGAUAAUUUUUCUUAUCACGUUGUUUUCUCAGACAUUCAGCCUCUGAACUGAAGAACGUAUAAACUGUGCUGUCAUUAGUUCUACAAGCGUCUGACGAUUUCUUCUUAUUAAAUAUGAGGAAAGAUUA